ACUUCCUUUUCUUAUUAUAGUCCAAAUAGAGAAGUCAGUAGAAGACACCCCGAUGAGUGUGCCAUUCAUUUGAUUUACCGUCAUUCGACAUUGCUAGUCGCUCCUUUACACAUCGCUCAUCUCUUACGUACAUAUUAUUUCAUACAAAUCCCCUUAUUCUUCUUGGAACUAUAUCAAGAUCAUCAGCAAUAUACCAACAUGAAAGGCUUCCUCUUCCUGUUGUACUGCAUAGAAAUCCUGGGUGCAGUGAAUGGAGCUCAAAGUGUCACAGGAAAUAUUCCUACCUCAAUUGCCUCAAAAGCUGCUUCAAACCCAAACUCUCCUUUUUCAUCUUCUCAAACACCCACCAUUGUUGCCAACAGCAUUUCUCAGUCAACUACAAAAGGACCCACCAGCCAUGCCGCUCCACCUUUACCUGGCGCACAUCGGCCCACCACCAAACCUUUCGUUAUGUUUUACAGGAAGGAAUACCUUUCACUGCUCAUGGUGACCGGCGGACUGAUCAUAGCCUGUGCUAUUCUGCUGUUUACUACUCUGCUGUUGAUUUGGAAGGUGUGCAAGUUGAGCAGACGCAUCAAGAUGCUGAGCAGCAACGCUGAUCUGAUCAGCACCUCUGAAUACUGGGUUGGAACUGCCAAGAGGAACAAAAGUGCGUCAGAGAAAGAAGACAAAGAGACCACUGUGUUAAUGUCUGACAUAAUUCAAACACAGGAGGACAUUGGUAAUGGUACCACCAAGGAAGAAGGCAAGAAGGUAAACGAAGGUGGACAAAAGGGAGAGGAAAACAAGAAGGAGGCGGGAGACCCUGCAAAGAGUGAGGAAGCUUCAACUGCACCUGAAACCGUUGAUUAAAAUGCGUCCACCACAAAGCCACAAGAGGAAGCCAAAGACUCCAAGUCCACCAAAUCGGCAGCAGCCUCCAACUCGAAGGGCACAGAGGAACCAAAGGAUGUGGUGUAGAAUUGUGCCAAAAAGUUUCCUGAGUGCCUGCAUUUAUUUCCAUAUAGCUUUACAAUACGAUAAUAAAGGAUACUUUUUUCAGCAGCUUUUGCUUUGCAGGAAGUUGAACAACUGCUGCUAAAUCUGUCAAACGGAGCACUGAGCAUUUCUUCUUGAAAACAAUUGGUAGAUAUUGUAUUUCUCUGUUAUUUGUGGCUUUUUUUUAUAUAUACAGCUAUAGACCUGUCACUCAAAAUGGACACGUCCUUAAUUAUGAGUUAUAUAAAAAUGUGAGAAAAACAAAGUUCUCUUCACAAACUCAAAAUAUUCCUUUAAAGUUAUGAAAAUCUUUUGUCCAAGUCAAUUUGUGUUGUGACAAACUUUACUUUUGGAGAUGUACAUACUUUUAAAUAACAUAUGCAACAAUAAAACCCUUCCUACCUAA
This is a messenger RNA of Cottoperca gobio, 1384 nucleotides long. RefSeq lists its product as uncharacterized. The record is from RefSeq and is a predicted model, not a curated record. Lineage: Eukaryota; Metazoa; Chordata; Actinopteri; Perciformes; Bovichtidae. The transcript is spliced from 2 exons. The coding region runs from base 199 to 852 and encodes 217 amino acids.